Saprolegnia parasitica CBS 223.65 is the source of this 1749-nucleotide messenger RNA. RefSeq lists its product as hypothetical. The record is from RefSeq and is a predicted model, not a curated record. Gene Ontology annotation, cellular component: cytosol; endocytic vesicle. Gene Ontology annotation, biological process: vesicle-mediated transport. Lineage: Eukaryota; Oomycota; Saprolegniomycetes; Saprolegniales; Saprolegniaceae. The coding region runs from base 13 to 1707 and encodes 564 amino acids. Gene Ontology annotation, molecular function: small GTPase binding; guanyl-nucleotide exchange factor activity; phosphatidylinositol binding. The transcript has a single exon.
GCAUUUUGAUAGAUGUCGCCGGACGACGAAGGGCUGCUGGACGGCGAAGAGCCGACGACGAUGGACGAGCUCUUGCGCUUGAGCAGCCUCAGCACGGGCACGGACACGACCGAGUCGUCUGAUGAAAACAACUACCACGACACGUGGCUCGAGACCGAGACCAUGGAAGAGCUCAUCCAUGGCACGGUCUUCCUCGAUGAAGUCAUCGCCGAGGGCGACCAAGUCGUGGCGUCGCUCGCAUCGCCGCGCCAAGAGCGCCGCCGCGCCAAGACGUACUCCAUGUCGAGCACGACGUCGUCCUGCAGCUGCGGCUCCUUCUCGGCCAAGGAGCGCUGCCUCUCCGACUUGAGCUCGAGCAUGGACUACUCGUACCUCCAGACGCCGGCGCUGGACGUGCGGGUCGUGAGCACAGCGACAAUUGGUGGCCAGAUCCUCUACACGAUCCGCGCCGAAGACGCGUGCAACUCGUGGACCGUGCACAAGUCGUACAAGGAGCUCCACGGCCUCUACAAACAGAUCAAGGCCGUUUCCAUGUCGCCCAUCGAGGUGCCGUUCUGGGGCACGAUGCAUUCGCUGCGCAAGUGCCGCGUGCCCAAGCGGCUCUUCCAGCUCCAGUCCAAAAAGUCCAUUACGCGCCAGCGCAUGGUCAUCAUGGACUCGUUCCUGCGGCAGAUCGCGUCCGUGGUGGCGCCGACGCCACUCGGCCCGCAGCGACAAGAGGUCCUCAACCUCCUCCACGCGUUCAUUGGCAUUGGCUCGAGUGACACGCCGCGCGUGCCGUACAGCCGCCCGCUGCCCCACACGCUCUCGUCCGCGUGCCUCGUCCACGGCGAGAAGGGGCCGCCGGUGGGCCAGAUCCACGCCAAGGUCGCGGCCGUCGUCGAGACGUACGAGGGCGCGUGCGACGACUUUGUCGCCGACUUUAUCGCGAAAGCAUCGCCGUUUUACUUUGCGCCCGUCAAGUCGACGCUGCUGCAGAAGCGGUCGUCGGCGCAAACGACGGGCAUCUCCAAGGACCACGCGGGCCUCCUCCUCGACUGCAUCAAGGAGAAGCUCCGCGAGAUGCAGCGCACGGUGCUUAGCCACGACGACAUCCACGCGUUCCUCGCCGAAACGAAGGCGCACCUGGACGCCAACGACCUCGACACGUACGACGACCUCGUCGUGCACGUCCGACGCGACGUGAGCUGCCACCUCCAGAAGCGCAUCUUUGUCGCGUUGGAAGACCACAUCACCGAGUGCGUCCGCGCGCUCGUCUCGGAAGCCAACGAAGAAGAGAUGCUGCGCAAGAUGCGCACGCUGGCCAAGAAGCCGCAGACAGCGUUCGGCGUCAAGGCCAACCUCUCGGGCGACGACUGGCACCACGCGCGCCUCGAGCUCCAGGCCAUGGACAUGUGCACGCUGCCGUCCGACAAGCUCAAGUGCAUCAUGAACUCGGCGACCGCCAUCUUCCAAAGCGUCGUCGAGGCCAACAGCGACGACUUCAUCUGCUCGAGCCGCAGCAUCCGCGGCGUCUCGCUCUCGGCCGACGACUUUGUCCCGAUCUACAUUUACGUCGUCGUCUCGAGCCUCCUUGCGACACCCUUGGCAACGAAGGAAUUGCUAAGUCUUAUUUGUGACGCGCAGGAAGACGCCGGCGGCAAGGUCGGGUACUACUUUACCAACUUUGUGGCGGCCGUCGAGCACGUCAAGGCGCUCCCCGCCUAGUCUAUCUGUCCUAUUUAAUGUUCAAACGUCCAGAAGCCCGUU